Messenger RNA from Cataglyphis hispanica, 650 nucleotides. RefSeq lists its product as uncharacterized. The record is from RefSeq and is a predicted model, not a curated record. Lineage: Eukaryota; Metazoa; Arthropoda; Insecta; Hymenoptera; Formicidae. The transcript is spliced from 2 exons. Bases 24 to 359 code for a protein of 111 amino acids.
AUGUGAAGAGUGGAUCAAGGAACAUGGACGAGCAAGAGGAGGAAGGAUGCAGGAAGUAUACAGACGACGAGGGAAGUAUGGAAACGGACACGGCGUUAUCAGAAUUUCCGGCGUUUGCCGAUAAUAACGCGAGGCAACCCGAAUCCCCGCGUCUCAUUCUAAUAGAGUUCGAGCGAGCGCGUCACUCGAUGACGGAGAAAAAUAAGAGAAUUAAUCUCGGGUUACUCGAUGGAAAAAAAAAAGGAAAAGAAGAAAAGCAAAACGGAGAAGGAGAAAGAAACGAGGAGAGGUCGGCGUACGCGAGCAGCACAUCCGGCAGAAACGCCACUGGGAAGCAAUCGGAUAUUGUAUGUAGGUAAGCAAGAAGCUGCUGAUGUUCGUCCGCGAGUCCUACGAACUCUCUCGUAGAGAGCCGUGUGUAUCAUGCACACGCGGGUCGAGUUGCAUUCUCGCGCCUGCAUGACGCCACCUUGACCCACAAAUACUAGGUUAUUAAUUGUCGGAUUUCAUCGCCACUCUCGCGAGAAUUUGCGAGUGCAAAUCAGAAGGUUGCGACAAUGAUAUCUUUCUUUUUUUAUCGCAGAGACGUCUGCGGGAAGUCUUCGAAAAAAAACAUACAUAUAUGUAAAGUGUAUGUGCGUAUAGUGGAA